Pocillopora verrucosa is the source of this 805-nucleotide messenger RNA. NCBI's taxonomy places the organism in Eukaryota, Metazoa, Cnidaria, Anthozoa, Scleractinia, Pocilloporidae. The record is from RefSeq and is a predicted model, not a curated record.
GAGGAGGUUAGAAGAGUUCGAUCGAGAGACAUAUUCGCAACAAACAAUGACUUUCCAGUGGACUCUCGCUGCUGGCUUUCUGUACGCCGAGAUCAUUGUUCUUUUGUUGUUCUGUCUUCCUAAUAUUUCUGUCGAAAGAUGGAAACAAUUUUUUUACUCCAGGAUCGCGGCUAUUUUGUUCAGUCAUGGAAAUUACUACUUCGGCGUCUUUGUGUUGAUGAUGGGUCUACUGUUAGCAGAUUCAAUUCGUCAAACCAUCAAGUAUAACAAGCUGGUGUCCACUUCUACAGGGGACUUGCGCAACAAUCCUCAGGCUGAAGUGAUGGCUAAGAUGAACUUGUUUCAUGCACAGCGUAAUCUGUACAUUUCUGGAUUUUCCUUGAUUCUUUUGAUAGUGCUACGUCGUAAUGUUGCAAGGCUUCUGUCCGAGGUAGAGACAGGGAUGAAAGAUGAAGAUAAAGUAAACCAAGACCACAAAGAAUUGAGAGAAGCCUUGGAAGAUAAAUCCAAGGAGCUAUCUGAACGAUCUGAAGAAGGAAAAACAGAGACAAAGACAGAGACAAAAGAUGAAGAUAAAAUGAACCAAGAGUUGAAAGAAUUGAGAGAAGCCUUGGAAGAUAAAUCCAAGAAGCUUUCAGAACGAUCUGAAGAGCUUGAAAGGACGAAGAAAGAUUUGGCUGCAUUGAAAGAACGGAAUGCUGGACUGACACGACAAUACGAUAAUCUUUUGGAGGAAUAUGCUAAAGCACAGACCAAGCUGGAGAAAGGCGAGAACCAAACAGGAGAAGAAAAGAAAGACAACUGA